AUGCUUGUUCCCGACAUGAGACAGCUUGGCGAUGUUUAUACAAAAGUCGAGUUUAGACAGCACAAAGACGCGAAGCCCCAAUUUGUCGAAGAGUUUAUUAACCAGUGGACCAUGUAUUGCGAAGACAUCGAAAAAGGCCAUAUUGGAAAAGGAAUCACCGAAGAUUUAUUAGAAAACGAUCUAUCAGCUGACCAGCAGAUGCAGCUCUAUGAAUUAAUGAAAGAGACAACAAAGCCGGCGCCGCAAUUCGCCAUGCAAGACCCAUUUGGACAGAAGAAACCCUCUUAA
Oikopleura dioica is the source of this 288-nucleotide messenger RNA. NCBI's taxonomy places the organism in Eukaryota, Metazoa, Chordata, Appendicularia, Copelata, Oikopleuridae. The record is from the annotation of a GenBank genome assembly.